GUGAAGAAGAGUGGGUUGAAAGGUCAGCAGUGACGUUACGACGACAGAGUAUCGUGGAGCCGAAUGUAACUCGGCUAAUGAGCUAGCAGACAACAUGGCUAAACAUCAUCCGGAUUUGAUUUUCUGCAGAAAACAAGCAGGCGUCGCUAUCGGGAGGCUUUGUGAAAAAUGUGACGGGAAGUGCGUUAUCUGUGACUCUUACGUGCGGCCUUGCACACUUGUACGCAUAUGUGAUGAAUGUAACUACGGCUCGUAUCAAGGGCGCUGUGUGAUCUGUGGAGGUCCAGGGGUAUCAGAUGCCUACUACUGCAAGGAAUGCACCAUUCAGGAGAAAGAUCGAGACGGUUGUCCGAAGAUCGUGAACCUCGGCAGUUCUAAGACUGACCUCUUUUAUGAAAGAAAAAAAUAUGGCUUCAAAAAGAGGUGAAGACGUGGGACUUUGGAAGAUCACCUUUUACAUGUUUUCAGCAGCUAUCUUUUGUACAAGUAUUCUUUUUUUCCAAUGUAAUAAAUAAAACUGAUCUACAGUA
Hemibagrus wyckioides is the source of this 530-nucleotide messenger RNA. It is a transcript of the gene phf5a, whose product is annotated as PHD finger protein 5A. Gene Ontology annotation, biological process: mRNA splicing, via spliceosome. The record is from RefSeq and is a predicted model, not a curated record. Gene Ontology annotation, cellular component: precatalytic spliceosome; U12-type spliceosomal complex; U2 snRNP. The coding region runs from base 95 to 427 and encodes 110 amino acids. NCBI's taxonomy places the organism in Eukaryota, Metazoa, Chordata, Actinopteri, Siluriformes, Bagridae. The transcript is spliced from 4 exons.